UUUUGCGAAGAAUCGCGCGAUUCCGACAAAAUUGAGGUGGAACUGGUUCGUGUGGGCACUAUUAAGGUGGAUGUGUCCCACUGUUCCCGUGAAUUCUUUAGGAACCGUAGGGUGUGGUUAGUGGCCUAUAAGAUCCCUAAAGACAGUUCCAGCAGAGAGGAUGACAUCAAAGCCUCAAUCAUCCGUUUGUUUAAAGCUCCGACACCAGAUAUAGUGAAGAAAAGAAUGAACACAACGACCUCGACUCAAAAGUAUCCGAUUUGGAACUAAUACUCAUAAUAGUGUUGGCAAUACUUCUAUUCAUAACGUUUAUACUUUUGGGUAUCUUGUUGUAUAU
This is a messenger RNA of Oppiella nova, 337 nucleotides long. NCBI's taxonomy places the organism in Eukaryota, Metazoa, Arthropoda, Arachnida, Sarcoptiformes, Oppiidae. The record is from the annotation of a GenBank genome assembly.